AUGCUGGGGAGAUUAUUUAGUGGUUCAACGACUGGUACCCUUUCACAACACCACCACUCCCCCCUCAGUAUCAACGGAGUCCUCUUGAACAACGCAUCAGGUCUUAACAGUCCUUCCGUUCAAGCAGGCAAACCAUCGUACGAGGAUUCUUACACAAGAACACUACUUUACGGCACAGCUGACCGUCUGAAUCCAGUUUGCUCCCUGAAUGAGUUUCAAAAGCUGUUCCGCGUUGUCAUCUUCCAGGAUGGGCGGGUACUGAAUACAAGGCAAGUUUUGUUUGAUUCAGCCGUUAAACAACAAACUUCAGUGCAAAAUGGAGCUAACAAGGUGAAGUUUAAUUUGAAUACAAAGAUGUUUCAUAACUACUCUGAGCUAUCAGAGUACAUGUUCGGUAGUGGUGUGCCCAUCAAUGAUUCUACCAAUUCCAUCAAGUUACAUAUUCUUCCAGACUUGCCAUAUCAUUCCGUUCACAAGGUGAAAUUGGUUCUAAUUACCCGUCUCUUCUCCACGACUAAUAGAUUUGACAGUAACUUUGGAAACCAUUCUACUUCAAGUACCAAUGCGCAUGAUCAGGAAUGGGUAACUCAUCCCACCAUCGAUCUGUCAAUCAAAGGCCGCGGUAAGCGUUCAGGUGCCACAAAUUUUGGUAUUGGACUCAUCAUUCCCAUAUCGUUGGAGAACUGCUUGAACACUGUCAUCGGAGAUAACUGGGAAGAGCUAACAGAUUACGCAUGCCAUUUGCAGUUUACAACCACCAAUAAGUUGCAGAAAAUAUACAACCUCCAGCAGCUUACAGAUUCAAAAGACAAAGAUUCUGCCACUCCAAAUUUUUCAUCAUUUGUGCUGCAAAAUGAUGUUGGGUUACACCAAUUGUUUCAGCAACUGAUCAAAUUAAUGUCGUACCUGGUGUCGACACCAAGAGUUCUUCUGGGGUUUUCCAGCAUAAACAGUUGCACUAUUUUGAAUUGGACUCAGACAGUGGCUUAUUGGAUGGAUAUCAAAGACGGGCGGAACCCAGGGAUUUCCUCUACAGGUCUUCACCAUAAUUACAAUUCACAGAAUAUCAAAUUUCUUGCUUCCUUAUUGUCCAUUCUAAUACCAAUGCGGCACAAGCUACUCAAUAAACCUACAGAUAAAACCAAAACAGCGUACAGAGUCGUUAUUAUGUCUGGUAAUCCAAUCAUAUCUUCCAAGUUAAUUUAUAUCCUUACUGUGAUUUUUGCUGACACACAUUUAUUGUUCAUUAAUAAGGACAAGCAGAAGGCGCCUAAUCAAUUGCCCAAAUUCACUCCUCCAUCGUUUCCUAAUUCCGAUUUGGGCAUGAAAGACAAUGAGACUAGUCCAAUUCCGAUUCACAGGAGCACGACUAAAAGCAACUCGCCAAGGACCACGCCCUCAUCGAUCAAGAUUCCUCAAAGCUUUAGGAGACCAACAGCAGAAGCUUCUUCUUCUGUUGUCACCACUAAUGGAAUUAUUACUACUGAUUUAGGCCCUGGGCAAAGCUCAUCCGGCGAGUCUCAAGGUAUCCAUAUCAAUAGCUCUUACAACUCGCUUCAAAAUCUCUCUACGUCCUUGUCAUCGAACUCCGUGUCACAUUCAUGGAAACAUCAUGGAUUGAGUUUAUUGGAAAAAUGGAAAGCUGGCUAUAAUCCUGCGUCUAACUCUUUAUCAGUUGAUUCACACCGACAUCUUCCAAUUACUCCAUCACCCAGCAUGGACUAUGAAGAGUAUCCAUGGUCCCAACAGCUUACUCCUCCAACUUCACUUGCCGCAACGCCUGCUGAAACGCCCUUCCCAUCUAUACAUAGAGCUAAAUCAUUUGUGGACCUACAUGGUGAUGCUUCAACUUAUAAUAACACAGUCAAGUAUCGACUAGAUGAUUUGCCUAAAGUUAAAAGAGAUGCAACUACAGUGAAGACUAUCAUUUAUGAUCGCAAUGAAUCUAGCUCCGACAGGAUCAUGAUUAAUACCUAUAUCAAGACACAAUGUGAGAAGAUAAUGAAUAAUGAUGAUAUUAAUUAUGCCCUGGUGGAUUAUCCUGGGCAUUCUCAGCCGGUUUUAGAUAUUAGUGGUCAAAAUUUUACGGAAUGUCUUGAUAGUAAAUUGAAUUUGAUUGACGAGAAACCAGAUAUACUUUAUGAUUCUUUCAUGUUCAACAAGUACAACAAGAAUCAUUUUUAUAGAUUACAUCAUGCAGCACUAUUGACGCCCAUAUGUGGAUUUGUUGAUGAAUAUCGACCGGAAUUCUCCAUUCAAGCCUGUCCCAUUUCACAGCAUCUGGAACAGCAGAUCAUAACGAGUUUGAAAUAUGACACACUAAGUCGGAAUUCUCACGACUCAGUGUUAUCAGAAACCAUUUUUGUUUCAUUGAGAGCCCGAGAAAUAAAGAGUUUCAAAAUCUGUGAUGAAGGACGCCUCAACUCUAGCGGAGUCAAGUCACCGGUUGGGGACUUUUCACUUCUCGAACAACUUUCAAGAAUGAAUUUCAGUGGAGGUACUUCACCAACAGAUCACGAACAGCCAAAGUUGAAUUCGAAUGUUGAUCACCAUUGGGACAAACUUCAGGUGAAGACGAAAGUUUUGUUUCCUCAGCCGUUGCAGACUGGAGUGAAUGCUGCGUACGUCAAUAAAAUUGAUAGUUAUCUAGGAGAAGUGGCUAGUCUUUACAAUGAUUUGACACAAUUCUCUAGCUCCUUACAGCGCAGACCUAAGAAGGGAGAUGAUGUUCAAGAGAAACUUAAAGAAGCUGAAACUAAAACUUCAAAGGAGGUGGAAAGAAUAAUUUUGAAAAUGAUCACUUCUGAGGUUCCGUAUAGCUAUUCAGAUAUUUAA
Komagataella phaffii GS115 is the source of this 2835-nucleotide messenger RNA. RefSeq lists its product as uncharacterized. Bases 1 to 2835 code for a protein of 944 amino acids. The record is from RefSeq and is a predicted model, not a curated record. The transcript has a single exon. Lineage: Eukaryota; Fungi; Ascomycota; Pichiomycetes; Pichiales; Pichiaceae.